GGCGGCGGCGGCGGCGAGCCCGGGGGCGAGGCGCGGACGGGAAGAGGAAAAGCCUCGGGCAGCCCCUGCGGGCGGCGACGCACCCACGGCCGCGCUCGAGGUGAAGCCGCGCGCGGAGAGGAAGCGGGCGUGUUCCCCUCUAGCCUGUCGGCCCCCGCCCUUCCUUUCAGUUUCUCCCCGCUCGCUCGGAAGUUGGUGGUUGAUAAAAAUGGCAGGGGCCGGAGCCCGGGCCAGUUGCCGCAGCGCCGCAGGGACCUUCUGAGUUGGCUCGGCCGCCAGGGAGACGCGUGCGAGGGUGUCCGAUGCGCGGGGCCCGGAGCCUCGGGAGAGCUCAGCCGCUGCGGGCCAGAGACGAGGAGGCGACGGGGAUGGACUCGCGCCGACAGGCAGCGGCGGGCCGCCGGGCGCGCGGUCUGGGAGGGCGUGUCGCCGCGGCGCCGGGCCGUUCUGUGUGAACCCGAGAGGCGGGAAGGGCAGCCGCGGCUCCGGGCGAGAUCGCGAGGGGGGCGGCCGCUGUGCGCAAUCAGUGCAGGCUCCCGCCCGACUCUGACUCUGCGCGGCCGAGACAGCGCGGGCCACACCCUCCGCCCUGCCACCGGCGCGGCUUCGCAGGAACCGGAGGCAGGAGAUGCGCCCGGGGCGGCCGCGCGUCGCAGAGCCAGCCCGGGCCGCCGUCGCAGGGAAGUGCCGCUUGGCGGGGUCGCGGCGCCUGAAGCCCACGUGCGCCGCAGAGCUGGAGGUGGCCUCGAACGCGGGUACUGACAGGAGAGCCUGCCCGCGCUGCCUCCCGCGCUCCUCCCCGAGGAAAGGAUUUUGAUUUCAAAGAAAGGAAGGAAGGAAGGACAACUCCCAGCUUCCCCGUCCCGCCCUCCCCGCUCCGGCGGCCGGGCCGGGUCAUGCCCAGAAAGGCGGCGGCGGCAGCUCAGCAGAAGGGACUUUCCUGGCAGCGCGGCGACGAAGAGCGAAGACCGUGAGUUUGCCCUGCCCCGGUUCAUGGUUGCUGCAAGUCCUCUGGGAGGCCGAACGCCAAAGCCCCUCCCCGCGCCCCGAAAAGCCUCCUGCGUUCUCUGGUCCUCGAGCCCAGCCCGCGCCGCCCGGGCUCCGGCCGCCGCAGCCCCGUGCCCCCCGCCCGCGGCGGUGGAUGGCAUGAUGGUGCGGGGAAGGCACCGUGGUCUUGGCCAGCUGAAUCGCGACGGCCGCCGGGGCUGCGGCAGUGGCCGCGACAGCGGUGGUGGUAGCGGGCUCCCCAGCGGCAUGCCAGUGCCCCCCGGGCGCGAUGGCUAGCGGCAGCUCGGGGAAGCCCACAGGCGAGGCGGCAUCUCCGGCUCCUGCGAGCGCUGUCGGCGGCGCCAGCUCGCAGCCGCGGAAGAGGCUGGUGUCUGUCUGCGACCACUGCAAGGGCAAGAUGCAGCUGGUGGCCGACCUGCUGCUGCUGUCGAGCGAGGCGCGGCCCGUGCUCUUUGAGGGCCCCGCCUCCUCUAGUGCGGGCGUGGAGUCCUUCGAGCAGUGCCGGGACACUAUCAUCGCGCGCACCAAGGGGCUUUCCAUCCUCACCCACGACGUGCAGAGCCAGCUCAACAUGGGCCGCUUUGGGGAAGCAGGAGACAGGCUGGUGGAACUGGGUGACCUGGUGGUGUCGCUGACCGAAUGCUCGGCCCACGCGGCCUAUCUGGCGGCCGUGGCCACACCCGGCGCGCAGCCCGCGCAGCCGGGCCUGGUGGACCGCUACCGCGUGACACGCUGCCGGCACGAGGUGGAGCAGGGCUGCGCCGUGCUGCGCGCCACGCCGCUGGCAGAUAUGACGCCGCAGCUGCUGCUGGAGGUGUCCCAGGGCCUGUCGCGCAACCUCAAGUUUCUGACGGACGCGUGCGCUCUGGCCAGUGACAAGUCGCGGGACCGCUUUUCACGCGAGCAGUUCAAGCUGAGCGUCAAGUGCAUGAGCACGAGUGCAUCAGCUCUCCUGGCCUGCGUGCGCGAGGUGAAGGUGGCGCCCAGCGAGCUGGCGCGCAGUCGCUGCGCGCUCUUCAGCGGGCCUCUGGUGCAGGCCGUGAGCGCCCUGGUCGGCUUCGCCACCGAGCCGCAGUUCCUGGGUCGCGCGGCGGCCGUGAGCGCAGAGGGCAAAGCGGUGCAGACCGCCAUCCUGGGCGGCGCCAUGAGCGUGGUGUCGGCCUGCGUGCUCCUGACCCAGUGCCUCAGGGAUCUGGCGCAGCACCCCGACGGGGGCGCCAAGAUGUCGGACCACAGGGAGAGGCUGAGGAACUCGGCCUGCGCCGUGUCUGAAGGCUGCACCCUGCUAUCUCAGGCUUUAAGGGAGAGGUCUUCGCCCAGGACUUUACCGCCAGUGAAUUCCAAUUCUGUGAAUUAGCACCCACCAUACCCCUUCUUCACCCCAGACUAAAGGAGGUUACUUAUUCUCUGCCCCUCUCCAUUUAUACCAAAGAAAUCAUAGGUGGAGCCCACACCUUCUGCCCCAAUGUUAUAAAUGUUCGGGAGGAAUGUUCCAAAAGGCAGGGCCCUGCGCCCCACUCCUAAGGGCCCAGGUGUGCCCCAGCCCCACACAGUAGAGGCUGGAGAUGGAAGGUGUGUAAUAUGCCGGUUGUGGUAUUUCUCCCAUCCCUAUCCCAGACCAUCUUUUGGAAUUUCUCAACUAAAUUUUAUUAAUUGGGCAAGAAGGAGGUCAUGGGUUCAUUUCUUUUUUUGUUUUAUCUUUUUUUAUUUGAUUAAAAGAAAGGUUACCUCAGUUUUCACUCCUUAGACAUGGAUGUAGCUACCUUUUUUGUAUGUCGUUAUUUUUUUUUUUUUUAAAGCAAUCGUGUUGAAUUAGGAGUAUACUUGGUGUGGAAAGAGUAUGAAUUUGCCAUGUGAUUUGCAAAUGGGGGAAAGCUACUGUGAGCGUGUGUUUUAUUUUUGAAUUUAUACUAUAGAGUGAUUUUUACCCCCCAACGUCAAGUUUUUACCUUGCAUGUACUGGAGUAUUUAUUUCAUCUAUUAAAAUGUUAUGUUUCUCAGA
Molecule: messenger RNA, 3010 nt
Organism: Otolemur garnettii (small-eared galago)
Lineage: Eukaryota; Metazoa; Chordata; Mammalia; Primates; Galagidae
Gene: TLNRD1
Product: talin rod domain containing 1
Exons: 1
Coding region: 1277-2365 (362 amino acids)
Molecular function (GO): actin binding
Source: RefSeq, a predicted model, not a curated record